UUGGAGCAUGCGAACAAACCUUAAGUUGAUUCCGUAUCUUCAAACAAGAUACAGAAUCGAUCCUCUAGCCUGCAGCAUCCUUCCGGGACGCUCUCAGGCCCGUCGACCACGACCGAUUCCUCAAGUCAUCAACUGGCGAUUCUCAUUAUUGUAUAUAUUUAAAGGUAUAAUUGCUAGCAGCUUGGAUAAUCAAAAGAAUACAUCUGAACAUAAAGUCUUGAAAAUAAAAUGUACUCAGAAAGUCAAAUACAUGUUACCAAUAAUGAUUCUGAGAUGAAACUUUCUGAUACCAAAGAUUCUAAGGAAUCUAGGAAAGUACAGGCAGGUUUUUUAGAAAAUCCAAAUCAGAAUAAAGUUAAAAAAAAUGUCUCCACAAGAAGUGAAAUACAUGCUACUAGUGAGAUAUCAAUAGAAAAAUCUAAUUGUAGCACAGAUGAAAGUUCAAGUAAACGACAGAAAUUAAAUGAAAGUGGGAAUAAUACAAGUGCUAGAAAAGUGAGUGAUGAUACACUUACGUUUCAAAGAAAUGAAUUAGAACAGCAAAAUUAUUGCAAGGAACAAAAUACAUCAAGGGAUACUGAGAACAUUUCUUGGAAUUCUUUGUUUAAUGAUAUAACAAGAGAAACUCCUAUCCUUGAUGUGUUUGAAGGUAAUGUUGCAUCUGCUUACACUGAAAAUGAUUCAGUUCAGAAAGAAUCAUCAAAUAGUUUAAAGAUUAGCAGAGCAGAAUCAGAAAUGUUUAAUGAUGAAUCUGAUCAAUACAAAGACAAAAGAGGAAUAAAGAAACCGUCUACUAACUACUUAGAAAUAAAAAAAUCAUCUCCUAAUUGGUUUGGCAUUGUGCCGGAAGUGACAAAUCGGCAAAUAGGUAAUAGUCCGUUAUUCCAAAGAAGAUUUCAUGGUUCUUUACUUGCAAUGGAACGACUCGAGUUUAUGUAUAGUCUUAAUGAUAAGAAAUUCGUAACUGCCUUAAAUUUCAAUCAAAAAGGAAAUUUAUUAGUGAGUGCGUGUAGAAAUUCUGUUUCUAUUUGGGAUUGGGCUAUAAGGAAAAAGCGUCACUGUUUUACGAUUAAUUGUUUCUUUAUAUUGCAAGCCAUAUGGUUGCCAUUAGACGUGGAAAAUUUUAUUGUCAUUUGUGAUGUUGAUGGUACUAUACGUUUAUUAGAUCUUGAACACAAUGCAUCGAAACUGAUAAUGGAUUUUCAUAAAACGAGAACUUUGGCUGUGCAUCCUGAAACACCUUAUGUGGUGUUUUCUGCUGGAAUUGAUUCAAAAGUAUUUUCCAUAGAUAUCCGAGAAAAUACUCCAAAUGAAUUACUUGUGGUAAGAGAAGAUCAAAAUAUUAGUCUAUACAGUAUACAUUGUAAUCCUUCUAAUAGUAAUGAAUUUUGCGUCAGUGGCGAUUCUUUCUGCGUGAGGGUGUAUGAUCGGCGAAAUGUUUCAAAGCCGCUUUAUCAAUUGUGGUCCAGAUAUGACAUGAAUGAGUCCCCGUUUAUAAGAACCGCUAUGUAUAAUCAUAAUGGAACAGAAAUUCUCGCAUUGUGCAAUUUUGAUAGUAUAUUGUUAUUUGAUAAAUCAAUGUGGAUCAAUAAGUCAUGUGAAGAAAGUUGGAAACAUAUGUACGAAAAACCUCCAUUUCAGUCUGUGCACGUGAAAAAGUUUCGUAUAAAAUUAGAGGUAAUUAAUUUUUUCGGAUCUAAUAGUGAAUAUAUUAUGUCUGGAUCCAAUUGUGGUGAUAUAUUCAUUUAUGACAAGGAUACAGGAGCUGGUGUACAGCAAUUGCCACUGUACGAUAGCAAUCAUACAUUUUUUAGCAAAAGAGUAAGUUGCUUAGUGGGUCAUCCGCAUAUUCCCAUUCUUGCGACGACAUAUGGAUCCAAUGUUAGGAUGUGGUCGCCUUCAAGCAGAGAAUCUCCGGCACAAUCAACAUUCAAGAAUGAAGAAUUUGAGGAGUUUCGUGAAUGGAAACCAAGGAGGCAACAACGAUUAUUAUCUCUCCGACCCAAAUUAUCUUUUCGAUCAUAAUAUCUCCAAUAUCGAUGACUAUUAUUCCGACGACUUAUUGAUGGUGCUAAAUAAACGUCAAUGAUAGUCAAUUGGGAGACAAGGAUAUUUUGAAACAAUAUAGUAUUCAAUAAAAGAAAUAUAAUAAUG
Messenger RNA from Atta colombica, 2154 nucleotides. Its product is annotated as DDB1- and CUL4-associated factor 8-like. Gene Ontology annotation, molecular function: protein binding. The coding region runs from base 229 to 2025 and encodes 598 amino acids. Lineage: Eukaryota; Metazoa; Arthropoda; Insecta; Hymenoptera; Formicidae. The transcript has 12 exons. The record is from RefSeq and is a predicted model, not a curated record. Gene Ontology annotation, cellular component: Cul4-RING E3 ubiquitin ligase complex; cytoplasm.